Messenger RNA from Fusarium keratoplasticum, 1467 nucleotides. RefSeq lists its product as uncharacterized. The transcript has 2 exons. The coding region runs from base 1 to 1467 and encodes 488 amino acids. The record is from RefSeq and is a predicted model, not a curated record. Gene Ontology annotation, molecular function: transmembrane transporter activity. Gene Ontology annotation, cellular component: membrane. Lineage: Eukaryota; Fungi; Ascomycota; Sordariomycetes; Hypocreales; Nectriaceae. Gene Ontology annotation, biological process: transmembrane transport.
AUGUGGUCUCGCUCAUGCAAGGUCCCGCGAAGCUGUUUGCUCCCCUUUCUAGGAGUCUUUCUCUUCGUCAUUCAGCUUGGCCUUUCUCUGGGAGACCUGCCUUCGGUCAGGCUGAUGCAGGACACUGUUUGCAAGAGCCAUUACGGAAUCACGAAUGAUGAGUUACUCCCGGAGGAAGAGUGUCGGGGCGAGGAGGUACAGCAGGAGCUCAACACCAUUGUGAUGGGGAUUCUCAUCUCGGUGACUGUGUCCUGUGAGUCGUUCAAAUUGAACUUUGAGCAGGAUUAUAACAGAGGAAUAGGCGCUCUUGUGGCUUUUCCUCUUGGAAUCCUCGCAGAUCGAGUCGGCCGUGUCCCCAUCCUCAGCUUAAGCAUUCUCAGCAUGCUACUCUCUCAAGCAUACGGCAUGGUCAUAUGCUGGCAAUGGAAGAAGAUACCAGUUGAAGCACUCUGGGGUCUUGGUGUUCCAUUGCUCCUGGGUGGUGGACGAAGCGUUGCGGAAGCCAAGGUGUUUGCCAUCAUCGCAGACGUGGUCCCCGACAAGAAACGGGCCGUAUGGUUUCAGUGGAUAGCCGCGGCUGUACUUUCGGGGCAACUCCUUGGGCCUCUAUUGGCGGGUGUUCUCGUUCAACCCUCAAUAUGGCUACCGCUCUGGAUAUCACUCGGCUUGAUCACCCUCGGAGGCGCCAUUCUCGCUGUCUUUACGCCAGAGACGCUGAGGAGGGGACAGACUCCGGACAUCUUCAACUUGGACUCGAACAACCCUGCUUCACGCAAUGCCUUCAACUCAAGGUUGGCAAAAGAGAAUUGUUCUGCUUGGGCAACGCUCAAAUUCAUCUUCAAGAGGCCGAUGGUUUGGCUCUUGCCCGGCGCUGUUUUGACAAUUCCCCUCGCGACUAUACAAUCCGAUAUUUCUAUCCGUCUGAUGCCUAUCCAGUUCGACUGGCGCCUGGACCAGUCUAUACUCCUCAUCUCUCUACGGAGUCUGGCCACGCUCUUCACGCUCUGUGUGUUACUACCAGCCGCCUCUUAUCUCUGGACCAAGCUGUCGACAAUAACAUUCCCUCACCAGCGAGAUCGCAUCUUCGCUCGCGCAAGUUCACUCCUCUUCCUCGCUGGGAGUACAUGCAUGAUGAUGGUGUCUGAUGAAACCUUGGUCAUGGCAGGUCUUACCGUCUCAGCGCUGGGUUCGGGCCUGCCGACGCUGUGCCGCGCGAUGCUGGUCGGUGCGACAGGAGAGGAGCGGGCCGGGACCAUGUUUGGCAUGCUGGCGGUCUGGGAGGUGUUGGGGUUCCUGGGAUGUGAGAUGGGCAUGGGAGCGCUGUUUGGAGUUGGGUUGAAGACGUGGAUUGGCAUGCCGUUUUGCCUAGGGAUGCUGGUCGCUUUCGGGAUGGCUACGGCGACGUGGAUAGCCCCACAGAGGCUGCCAAUGGCCAGGAAUACGGGACGAGACGUGAAUAGUUUGUAG